AUCACACGAUGUUGUUACCAAUUCCUUGUGUUUAUUAACAAAAUACACAAAACAUUGAAGACUAAAUGCACAGAUGUUUUUCAAAAAUGGAUUUAAAGCAAUUUAAAAAAAAUUAAAAAUGACUGGAUUACCUAUUUGCCCUUUCUGUCAAAACAGUGUUUCAGAACGCAGAAAAAGUCUAAAAUGUGAUGGAAUGUGUAAGAAGACGUACCACACUUCUUGUAUAAGAUGGAGCUCUGAAGAGUAUCAAAGUUAUGUUACAAUCAGCAAUAAAGUCAAGUGGUUUUGUCCAUCUUGUGUUAACUCUUUAGAAAGGGUUUUCGUCAAAGAAUCCGUGUUUGAUCUUACUUCAAAUGACAGUAAAAACAGUUUAAGAGAUGGCGAAAGGACUGACAUAAAUAAGGUUUGUUCGUUUGCAAUAGAUGAAAAUUUGAUGAACAAAACAAAAAGCAUUGACAGCUUUCAUUGGGUCAAUGAUGAAAAGUGUUGGCUUAUUGAUCAAUAUCACAAAGCAAAAGAAAAGCCUAAAAUGCAGGAACAAUAUAAAAAGACAUUUGUAAAAGAUAUAAUAAAUGAAAGAGAGGUGAGGUCAAAACCAAUGACACCAAGAUCAUUAGACUUUUAUCAAAAAAGUGCCAACGUAUACAAUACUGAUAAAAGUUCAACAAAUCAGUUUCAACUCACCCCUCCAUUUUGGCAAUACCAAAAGCCCAUAUAUUCCAAUUGCAAUGAUAUUGUAAACAACCCACAAAACUCUUACACAAAUGAUAUCAUUAAAAUGCAAUCUAAAUCUGAUAAACCAAAUACCAGUAAAACUGUUGAUACCAAUUCCAACCAUAUUGUAAAUGAUGUGCGACACUCAGAUGAAAUUUGGAAGAAAAGUGUUAAUAAAUUGCAUGCAUUAUCAUUUUUAAGCAGAGGAAGAAAAAGUAAAACCAAAAAGCCAUCGACCAUGGAGAGAAAAUUUAAGAAAAAAGAAGUAGGAAAUCCCAAAGAAAAGGAAUUGGGCCUGCAACACCUUACCACUGAUUCAGGAGAAUCAUUAAUCCUUCAUAUCACAUACAUGCGGAAAAAAGAUAAAUAUAAAAAAAGUGUGAGUAUUCCAACUUUAAAGAAAAAUAAGCACAUGAAAGAAAGGGGUAUAAAAAUUAAAGACAGCAAGCAUGGCUUCCAUUUUGACAGAGAUAGUCCAACAAAUAUGAAAAAAGAAAAAAUUGUUAAACAUAUAUCCACUGAUUCAGGCGAGUCUUUUCUCCUGCAUACAAUCAAAAGCAAUAGGCAAGGUGAUGAAUUUGUCGAGUCUAUAGAAUUUUUGGAAGAAGCUGAAAUGGACAAAGAACAAAAUCCUAUUUGCACUACUAUACAAGACAACACCUUACUUGCCGUACGCAAUAAAAAAAUACUAAGUAAACAAGGAAAUAUUGGCAUUAAAUGUGUCUCUCCAAUAAUAUCUGUUCAGUCAUUGGAAAAAGCAAGUUUCAGCCAAACAUGUCUUGAUAGAAAGCAAAUGAAUCUUGAAGGGAAUAUUUCUAAGACAAAUAGUUCAGAACCAUUAGAUGCUUCCACAAUACAAAAUAUACCAAGAACCAUGAAUAAGGCUCAAAUGAAUCCAUGGGGAGAAAAUUUUGAAAAUGUUCAUACACUUUUCAAACAGAAACAACUGAAUGAGAUGUCUCUUUUUUCAGACAGAAAUAUUGAUUUGUUAAAAACAUAUAAAGAUUACACAGAAAAAAAUAAUCUAUCUCAGGAUGGAAAUAUGUUCCCUUCAAUAAAAACCAAUGGCGAAGAUAUUGUUGAAGAAAUUAUUGAAAACAUCACAAACACUCUAGAAACCAUUAAACAAAAUGAAAAACUUAAAAAAGAAGAAAGAGAAGGUACCAAUCCAAUCAUUGAACAUGCUGAGUCAACACAGUCUUACAUUACUCAAUUCAAAUGUUUCAAUAGUAACGAGUCUGGCAGAUGUACAACAAAUGAAAUGAGAAUUAUUAACAGUGCAUUAUUAAUACAAACAAAUCCUGAAGAAUCUGUUCAUGAACAAAGUAAUCUUGACUAUAAAGAAAAUAAAGUCAAAAAUAGCAAAAUAGAGAAAAAUGAACUUAACAGAGAAAUUAGUAAAGGGUGUAGACAAAAUAAAUCAGAAGAAUCAUCACUGCAGCAUGCACCACUUGAAGAAAGAAAAGAUAUCACAAAAUCUAAUCCACCAAAUGUAUCAAUAAACCACAGCGAGUCCGCUUCCAAACGCAAAGAUGCUUCAAAAAAGAAUAAACACAAAGACAAAGUGGAAAACGAAAAUAAGACACAUUUAAAUCACAAUUACAACACAAAUAGAAAUGCUGUGAUAAACACAAAAAUAAGUGACUCAGUGCAAAACCCUACAACUUCUGAAAAUAUUUGCAAGAAAAAGUCAAAAACUCAAAAUCAACCUGAUCUUGGAUAUCUUGAAUCUGCUAUCGGCAUAAUUUCAAAUAUGCUAUCACAUAAAAUGAAAAAACAGGAUGAAGAAACCCAGGUAGAUUUGAGUGAAUGGACUUCAUUUGAAAAUGCAUUGACACAAACUAGUACUUUCAAAAUACCGUGCUCGACCAUAGCGAUCAACACGUCCUGUUCAAUGAGCUUGCUCAAAGAUGAAGUGUGCCAGUGUCCAGAGUUAUGUCUCCAAGAAAAUGCUGGAAGGACUAAAAUUCAAGAAUUAAAAAAUACAUUUUUAAAAUUAGAACAAUUUUCAAGAAGGAGUAAGCCUGAUUUGAGCAAAAGCCAUAUGGAUAGAGCGUAUAAACCUACAGUGACCUUCUCAGAUACGCCAAACAUAAGUAAAGAAUUAAAGCAGCACAAGGUGCAGGAAUGGCUUUACACUGCCAAGCAAGAUCAGUUGAACAAGCCAAAACAAGUUAAGCCUGACAACAUCUUUAAAAUUGCAAACCGUAAAACCUUGCUUGAGAAAAAUAAACUGAUGUUUGAAGGCCCAUUGGUCAAACAGCCACUCAAAGAAGAGGCUAUAGCCGAAUCUAGUCAUGUUUCUUGACCACUAUAAAAACAAGAGCUAUACCAAGAAGUUGAAAAAUUGCAAAAUAUAAUCCAUACAAAAUUAA
Messenger RNA from Cimex lectularius (bed bug), 3089 nucleotides. RefSeq lists its product as uncharacterized. Lineage: Eukaryota; Metazoa; Arthropoda; Insecta; Hemiptera; Cimicidae. The transcript has 2 exons. The coding region runs from base 119 to 3022 and encodes 967 amino acids. The record is from RefSeq and is a predicted model, not a curated record.